AAAAUUCCGAGAUUUCCGAAAGAUUUCUUUUUGUUAUAACUGAAAUUGUAGAAAAAAUGCCAAAAAUUUGGUAACUCGUAGGAAAGCAGAACAUUUAUCGUUGUCUAAACUUACUCAGCUUAAUGGUAUUCAUCGUGUACUUCCUUCCUUACAGUUGAAUAUUUAUCAUUGUUGAGUAAAAGUUACGGGACUUUCUACCGAAAAUGGCAGAGUAUUUAGCUGCUAUCUUCGGCACUGAAAAAGAUAAAGUAAACUGUUCCUUCUACUUCAAGAUUGGAGCAUGUCGUCACGGGGAUCGAUGUUCUCGUAUCCAUAACAAGCCAACCUUCUCACAAACAGUAUUGUUGCAAAAUUUGUAUGUGAACCCACAGAACUCUGCAAAAUCAGCAGAUGGAAGCCACUUGGUAGUUGCUAAUGUGUCUGACGAAGAAAUGCAGGAGCACUAUGACAACUUCUUUGAAGAUGUAUUUGUAGAAUGUGAAGAUAAAUAUGGCGAGAUUGAAGAAAUGAAUGUUUGCGAUAACCUUGGUGACCAUCUAGUCGGAAAUGUUUACAUUAAGUUCCGACGCGAAGAAGAUGCAGAGAAAGCGGUGAACGAUCUAAACAAUCGUUGGUUUGGAGGUCGGCCUGUGUACGCUGAACUCUCUCCUGUGACGGAUUUUCGUGAGGCUUGCUGCCGCCAAUAUGAGAUGGGCGAGUGCACUCGGAGCGGCUUCUGCAAUUUUAUGCAUCUCAAACCUAUAUCAAGGGAGCUAAGAAGAUAUCUAUAUUCCCGGCGUAAGGGAGGACGCCGAUCUCGCAGCCGCUCGCGCGAUCGGCCUGAGCGAGGCGGUGAGCGGGGCGGUGAACGCGGCGGAGAGCGCGGCGGAGAGCGUGGCGGAGAGCGGGGCGGCGAGCGGAAUGAGCGGCGCCGGCGCUCCCGAUCGCGCGAGCGCCGCCGAGACCCACCACGAAACUCGCGCUCCGGUCGUUAUUAACGCACACCUCACUCUCGUACGUAGAUUACGCUGCUCAUGUCAUCAGCAUCAACAUGGAGGCUCGUUAUCCACCCAAGUGGAACAGAUCAUGCAUUGCCUCUGGAGUCUACUGCACAGAGACCAUUUGUCAAAGACACUAGACCUCUCCGUGGCGAGACAUGACCGCAUAAGGCAUAUUAAAUUUAAUUUGGUUAAUGGAGAAGGAUAUAGUAUGGAAAAAUUGUUCCACGGUAAGAAUGAUGUUAAUUGAAAUAACAUUUUAGUUCAGUUGUAUUAUUAUGUCCCUCCAUCCAUAGAUUUAGUAUAUAGGUACCCAUAGAUUGGCAAUGCAAGUGAAAGAGCGUUAGUAUACACGUAUGUUAGAGCG
Molecule: messenger RNA, 1344 nt
Organism: Hyposmocoma kahamanoa
Lineage: Eukaryota; Metazoa; Arthropoda; Insecta; Lepidoptera; Cosmopterigidae
Gene: U2af38
Product: splicing factor U2af 38 kDa subunit
Exons: 5
Coding region: 204-977 (257 amino acids)
Biological process (GO): mRNA splicing, via spliceosome
Cellular component (GO): U2AF complex; spliceosomal complex
Molecular function (GO): pre-mRNA 3'-splice site binding; metal ion binding
Source: RefSeq, a predicted model, not a curated record